AUGGAUAUGGAGGUCAAAGAUGAGCUGGCUAGGGAGAGGUUUUUGAGUGUGUUUCCCCAGUUGAAACUGGAUCUUGAGGAGCGUAUAAGAAAGCUCCGCGAGCUCGCAGAUAAUGUUGACAGGCUACACAAGAACUGCACCAUCUCCAAGAUCGUAGCCGGCUCCGCUGGCGCUGCGUCUGGUGUCCUGAUCAUCCUUGGUCUGGGUCUGGCUCCUAUAACAGCAGGGGCCAGUCUGACUCUCUUGGCAACUGGAGCAGGGCUGGGAGCUGCAGCCACUGUGACUGAUGUGUCUACCAGCAUCGUGGAAUACUCAAGGAAAUGCAUUCAAGCCCUGAAAAACAUUGCGAGGAAUGUUCGUGCCAUCAAGCUCGCCAGAGUCAAACCUCGUCUAGUAGUCAAUGCCAGGCGGGUCAUGACAGCUCGGAGUGUCUCAGUUCGAAGUGGCAGGCAGGUGAAGAAAGCUUUUGGAGGAACUGCUCUGGCAAUGACCAAAGGAGCCCGGAUCAUGGGUGCGGCCACCGCAGGUCUCUUCCUUGCAGUGGAUGUGUACAACCUUGUGAAAGACUCAAGUCACUUGAAGGAGGGGGCAAAGGCAGAGUCAGCUGAAGAGCUGAGGCAGGAUGCCCGGGAGCUGGAGCGCAAGUUGGAGGAGCUCACCAAGAUCUAUGAAAGUCUGACGGAGGGCCCGACUCCAUGA
Molecule: messenger RNA, 699 nt
Organism: Ailuropoda melanoleuca (giant panda)
Lineage: Eukaryota; Metazoa; Chordata; Mammalia; Carnivora; Ursidae
Product: apolipoprotein L3-like
Exons: 2
Coding region: 1-699 (232 amino acids)
Biological process (GO): lipoprotein metabolic process; lipid transport
Cellular component (GO): membrane; extracellular region
Molecular function (GO): lipid binding
Source: RefSeq, a predicted model, not a curated record